AUGGGGAUGAUUAUGAAGCAAAAGCAGCCGAAAGAAGAUCAUGUUUUCCCAAUGAGAUUUAUAAUUAACGAAGCUCCUAAAGAACAGUCAUUUCGUGAGAUUAACCAAUUAAACAAUAUUUGCAAAAAAUUAAUCGAGGAGCAAAGAGAGCUGAAAAAGCAAAUUCAUGAUCAAAAAAACCAAAUUGACCAGCUUAAAAAUGAAAAAGAAGUUAUAGAAAAUUUUAAGCCGCCAGUUUCUAAUGAUAAUUUUAUCCAGACACAUCGAAUUCAACUUAAAGAUCCUCAUAUUUUAUCAGCUGAAAUUGAACUUCAGCCUAAAAAUGAAGAAGUCAGCUCUGGCUUCAAAUUAGAUGAAGCUCUUUUUACAUUUAUGGAUUCUGAUGGCAAAAAUAUGGCAGAGACUUCACGCUUUGGAGCAGUUCCUGAACCGCCUAAGUCGAGCCGAUUCCCUAGAGAAGUUUUUGUAAGAAGAGUUAAAAGGUCGAGAGGGUAA
Molecule: messenger RNA, 495 nt
Organism: Blepharisma stoltei
Lineage: Eukaryota; Ciliophora; Heterotrichea; Heterotrichida; Blepharismidae
Source: the annotation of a GenBank genome assembly